Molecule: messenger RNA, 1976 nt
Organism: Dacryopinax primogenitus
Lineage: Eukaryota; Fungi; Basidiomycota; Dacrymycetes; Dacrymycetales; Dacrymycetaceae
Product: band 7 domain-containing protein
Exons: 6
Coding region: 164-1858 (564 amino acids)
Source: RefSeq, a predicted model, not a curated record
GGUUAUUGCCACUCGACACACUGGACGGUGAUGCCACCUCAAACCAUGGCAGGCAUGUAUAUAAGGCGACAGGUUGUGUGCUGAAGACAUUCCACAGCCUUGACCCGCACGUACACCUGCCAACACCCCGCUUUAACUCCACCGUAUAAUCCUGACUUCUGCCAUGGACGCUUGUAGCGACUUCGAUGGUACCACCGUUCUCGGGGCGAACGAUGAUGCCCGUUUAUCUGAGAAGUCGACACGCCCAAACAAGGGCAAGAGUGUUACUCCAGAGUCGUCCGUACCGAGGAACACGCUGGUUCCUUUUGUCAACACGGUGGAAUAUCUUGAUCAGCAUCGCCCCUUCUUCGUCCGAUGUGGGGAGGAUGGUCUCAUCCCCGCCCUUCACAAGCUCAAUGACCAGAUCGUGUCCGCGGGUCACCGCAGCAUAAUGUGCAAGAUACAGCCGAUGGAUUUCGGGCGAGAGAUCUCCCCCGGGCAAAUCGGGCUCGUGAACCGUGCAGGCUGGCCGGAACUCCUCAUGCAACCCGGUAAAUACCCCGGCUUCCCCUUCCGUAACUGGUGGGCGCGCAAGUUCGACGGCCGCCAGGGCGUGUCCGACACUGUACUCCAGUUCCAGGGCCUUACGGCUGUCCAAGUAAGCCAGAACCAGGCGGCGGUCGUCUCCGAUCCCCAGAAUCAGAUCUUCGUCAUUCGCAGCGGCGGGUUCGUGGCUCUCGCUCUGCAGGGAACGUAUGACGUCCUCGCGGUGGUGGACCAGACACAUCUGGCUAAGGCGAUUACGGAUAAAAUGACGAACCAGGUCCUCGGGUACAUGCAGGAAGUUAGGAUGGCCAGCACGCUCGGGGCCAAGCGCAAUAGUCAAGAGUAUGUUGUCGCUACUUUCCUGAACAUUCCCGCUAACAACUGUGCCAUCCUCCAGCGUGGGGAUGAGCUGCAGCAGAUCCCCGCCGGGCAGCACGUCAUCACCAACCCUAAUGUCACCUUCCGCUCCCUAUUCACCCGGGGCGAAUGCCAGAUCGAGAUGCCGGCUAAGGACAUCAUGACGAAGGACCAAGUUCCUGUGUCCCUCACAAUCUACCUCAAGUGGCAACUGGAGGAGCCGCUCAAGCUCACACAACACGGGUAUGUCAGCCCGUACGAUGCUCUGCGAGACAAGAGCCAGUCGAUCUUGACCCAGAUCGUUGCGCACUUGGAAUACGCGUCGAUGGUCAAGUCACGUACUUUAGGCCCAGAACUGGAGGAGCAUCCAGGCGAUUCGACCGCCUUCUUGGAUUCGCUCCGCUCGCGCGCGAUGGACGACCUUCACCUAGCUGCGCUGGAGUACGGUAUUGUUCUCAAGGACCUGGCGGUGAUUGACAGGAAGUUCAAGGGUGAGAUUGCGCAGACUAUGGAUCAUCUCACCCGGAGGGCGCUCGAGGCGCAGGUCGAGGCUGCCAACGUGGACCGGGAGAACUCGAACCGCGUCAAGAAAGAGGAAGGUCAGCUGCAGGUCGCACAAGUACAAUCCAAGCAGCGCCAGGCCAUCGCGGAUGCCGACGCAUACACUGUCGUUGCCAAGGCUCGUGCCGACGCUCAGGCAUCCGCUAUCGCCGCCGACGCUAGGGCGAACGCCAUCCGUAUCCAGGCUGCCGCAGAGGCGGACGCGAUCAAGAUCAAAGCACAGGCUGUUGCAGAAAUCCGCGACGAGUUUGCAAAGGAGGUCGAGCUCAGGCGCCUAGAGAUUCAGCGCGUGGCUGCGUACGGCAACCGUACGGUAUUCGUGCCCGCCUCGGAUCCCGGCAUGGCCAACAACAUGACCAACGCCCUGUCGGUGGGUAUGGCCGCAGGGAUGGGCAGGGAUGCUGCACCACAAUGAUGAUGCACCGGCUGAUGACGUCCCGGAUUCCGGGAGAUGUUGUAGCCGUUGAGAUACCAAAUUUUCGUAGGCCGACAAAGUUACUCAUUUACUUCUUACUGUUGUACAACAUGCCAGU